Messenger RNA from Diatraea saccharalis (sugarcane borer), 654 nucleotides. The record is from the annotation of a GenBank genome assembly. Lineage: Eukaryota; Metazoa; Arthropoda; Insecta; Lepidoptera; Crambidae.
AUGAGUUUUCUUUUCGGAAGCCGGUCGAACAAGACCUUCAAACCAAAAAAGAAUAUUCCUGAGGGCACUCACCAGUACGACCUGAUGAGGCACGCGGCGGCCACACUCGGCUCCGGCAACCUGCGCCUCGCCGUUAUGCUGCCAGAGGGCGAGGACCUGAACGAGUGGGUUGCCGUUAACACUGUAGAUUUCUUCAAUCAGAUCAACAUGCUGUAUGGCACGAUCACAGAAUUUUGCACAGAAGAGUCGUGUGCAGUGAUGUCGGCGGGGCCCAAGUAUGAGUACCACUGGGCAGACGGUCAUACUGUUAAGAAGCCCAUCAAAUGCUCAGCACCCAAGUACAUUGACUACCUGAUGACCUGGGCACAGGACCAACUUGAUGAUGAAACACUCUUCCCCUCUAAAAUAGGUGUGCCAUUCCCGAAGAAUUUCCUUUCAAUGGCAAAGACAAUCCUCAAACGUUUAUUCCGUGUGUACGCUCACAUCUACCACCAGCACUUCCCAGAGGUGGUGCAGCUGGGCGAGGAGGCGCACCUCAACACCUCCUUCAAGCACUUUAUAUUCUUUGUGCAGGAGUUCAGUUUGAUCGAGCGACGGGAGCUGGCCCCCCUGCAGGAGCUCAUUGAGAAGCUGACGGCCAAGGAGGCGCGAUGA